GGGAGUACGAGCUACAUGUGUUAUACUCUGCUCAAAGUAACUGUUUCGUCUUUUCCAAAUUUAGUGCCAAUCCACAAUUAUAAACAACAUGCAGCCGGACGUUGUAGAUAAGAAGCAUGAUAAGCAACUGAUUAUUAAAAUGGCUGGCUAUUUAGAAAAAAAGGGCAGAAUGAGAGUUGUUGGUGUACGUCGUUGGAAAAAAAGAUGGUGUGUACUUGAAGGCAAACUGUUGCUGUAUUUUAGAACUCAAUUAGAGUAUUCUCAUCAUUUAUCACCUUGUAGAGGUUCAGUCAACAUGGGCCUUGCAUUGUCUAUAACACUACGGGGUCCAUGUCAAUUUCAAAUCGUCACUAGAUCUCAAAUUAUAAUCUUAAGAACGAAAUCAAAAUCUGAUUUAGAUGAAUGGUUUGCUGCUUUGAAGGACGCUAAAAAUAAUAAUCUGGCUUUUAUUAAGGACCGAAAUUCAUCUUUUAUGGAAACAAACUACCAGUUAUCCUAUCAAAUACCUUUGGUGGAACCUAACUCUAAUAACCGCAAUAUCAUUAACGAAAAUCAUUUACGAUUUUGUAGAUCAGUUAAAGAGACUUUUAAUGGCAUAUCCUUCGAGGAACACAAUAAGCAUAAUGAUAUUCGUUAUAUUAUGGCUCGCACCAAUAGAAAAUCUUCAACGUUGAAGAAAUCUGAAUCUGACAAUCGAAUAAGUUUCUACAGGAAAAUUCACGGCCUCGUUCGCACCGAAACGAUAGCUGGGACAUCUCAGGUGAGCGAUAAGGAGUCUUGUCGCUCGAGAAGUUUGUCAUAUGAAAGCAUUUAUUUUAAGCCACAAGAAAAGUGUACACCAAUUGAGCCAGUGAAAUCGCAAAGCUGUAGAGAACUUAUGCCCAAGAUCACAAGACAAAUAUCCAAAAAAUGUACGAAUAACUAUGUAUCUAAAAGGAUCAGUAGAUCGGUAUCGUUUUUCGGUAAGCAUCGCAAAGAUUCGGAUUCCGACGAUUAUGAUUAUGUUGAAAUCGAACCAAACCACAUCGAUCAAAACUUUACGGAACCAAUAGCAAAAGAUGAGAAAUCUGAACAUCAUCCAGAGGUACUUCCUCAUUAUAAUGCGGAAAAAGACGAAGAAGUCACUUUGAUGUCAACAGAUGAAGAAUUUCAUAACCAAGAAGCAAAUAUAGAUGUAAUAUAUGUAAAUAACGAUCGUAAAACUUUUACAAUGGAAUCAGAUUUAAUACUUGAGUAUGGUACCGAGCAAUCAGUUAAAGUGGAAGACGAGCCGCCUCCUUUGCCAAUAAAAAAAAAACAUAAACAAAAUGUUUUAUUCGACGAGAAUCUACAACAUAAAAUAAUAGAUGAUGUUUACAUUUUAAAAAAUGGAUCUAAAGAAGUAAUCUACGAUGUUCCUAUUCCACAUGGAAAACUUAUCGAACAUUUUCGUCGGUUGACCAUAACUUCUGUGUCUUCGCCGGUAAAACGUUACGCUGAUAAUACUACGUACCACGAUUCAUUGGAACCUUCGGUUUACGAAACGUUGCACAUGACACCAGACUCGCUAGAAGUUUCCAUGAUGUUUCCUACGUACAAGAGAUGGUCAAAUGAUUCGGGCUUUAAUAAUUACGAAGAACAAAAUUCGCUUUUGCCCAGCCUGACCAAUUUUGAAGAUUCCUUAGAACCCGUCAUAACCAUGAUACAUCAUGAUCGUAAAAUAUGGCAAAACGUGCCAAGUAUCAACUCAACUGACUACUUUCGUUGACUGUUGUAAUACCUAUUAAGUAUUUAUAUAAGCAUUAGAAAAUGUAUAAGUGUUGUGAUUUUUUAUUUUUUUAAUCAACUUUCCAUUGAA
Messenger RNA from Melanaphis sacchari, 1837 nucleotides. RefSeq lists its product as uncharacterized. The coding region runs from base 89 to 1747 and encodes 552 amino acids. NCBI's taxonomy places the organism in Eukaryota, Metazoa, Arthropoda, Insecta, Hemiptera, Aphididae. The record is from RefSeq and is a predicted model, not a curated record. The transcript is spliced from 7 exons.